Pestalotiopsis fici W106-1 is the source of this 2253-nucleotide messenger RNA. RefSeq lists its product as uncharacterized. Gene Ontology annotation, molecular function: DNA-binding transcription factor activity, RNA polymerase II-specific; zinc ion binding. Bases 1 to 2253 code for a protein of 750 amino acids. The transcript has 5 exons. The record is from RefSeq and is a predicted model, not a curated record. Gene Ontology annotation, biological process: regulation of DNA-templated transcription. Lineage: Eukaryota; Fungi; Ascomycota; Sordariomycetes; Amphisphaeriales; Sporocadaceae.
AUGACCUCCGUCACUUCAGCAUCUCCAUCGGCGCAGAGUCAUCGGCGCACAGAAUCCAACGAGGACUCAGACUCCUGGCAACAUGUCAGUUCCAACCCGGCCUCCGUCUUUUUCCCAAGUCCGGGCAGCGGUGCCGGGAGCAUGGGAAGUUGGAUGAUGGCUGGAUACCCAAACAAUAUUGAGCGAUCACCACAAGGCAUGUCGCCAUUACAUCUGGAUACCGACUCCAAGAAUACGUACUCUGGUUCAUUUCCGGGCUCUUCCGAAAACGUCCUAUUAGCAACAGCAGACGACCUCCUUGACUCGCUUACGCACGACAUUGAAAGAAACCAGCAAUUCGUCCCAAAUCAGGACUUCAUGUACUCUGGGGCUUUUGACGCCAAUGUUGACUUGCCGCCGUAUUACGAUUCACUCCAAAAUGAAAUCGAUUUCUCGAAUGCUUCGAGUCUGGAUGGAUUGGACUUUUCUGCUCAGCCGACUGAUCUCGGCAUCCCGCAAGAUUAUCUCCAUGGCCCCAACGUGUCGCCGUGGACUGCCACCAACGUCAGAAGCCAAGAGCUGACCUUUGAGAACACCACAUUUGCUGCAUCAGACGCUUCUCAAGCCUCUCCCGGAAGCAGUUCGCACCACUCGCCACGCCACAGCCCAAUCUCGCCGCCAGCCGCCGUUGCCGAAAAGGCAGCGGCAGCACCACCCAAGCCCAGUCUCCGAAAGCUUCAGGGCAAGAGCAAGGUCGAGAAGAAGAAGGCGGCCGAGCCGGCCAGCAGCAAGUUUCUCAUCAUGACGCCCAUGCUCAUCAAUGCCGCGUCCGGCAAGCCCAAUCCCUACGAGUGCUUCGAGGCCAUGCGCAUGACGCACAAGGGCAGGAAAGGACCGCUGGCCAACGACACCAAGGAGAAUGCGCUGCACGUCCGGAGACUGGGGGCUUGCUUCUGUUGUCACGCGCGGAAAGUCAAGUGCGAUAAGGAGCGUCCCUGCAAAAACUGCUCAAAGCUGACGGCCGCCGUACCGCAAAUCAUGUGCUGGCAGUUUCAAGACUUUCUUCCCGUCUUGUUUCCCGACUUUAUUCGUGGACACUUUAAGAAGGACCAAAUGGCCGCCUUUGUCGCGGAAAAUAUCGAGAGCUUCACCGUUGGCGGCGUCGAGAGCCCCUGCGAGGUCGAGCUGUUUUCGGGCACGCGCUUCGACUCGACGCUCAAGGUCCGGGCCAAGUUCUUCACGGCCAAGACCCGCGAGGCCCUGCAGCAUUGGCACAUGAACGAUGGCCUGAACCAGCUCGACCUCCAGAGCCGCAGCUCGGCGCCCAUUGGCAUCGAAUUGGAUAAUGCGACGUAUAGGGACGAGCUGCGGAAACGCACGCGAGAUUACAUUCAAAAGAUCACCCUCGAGCCGCAAUAUGCGGAACAGGUGACGGACUCUUGCCGGCAUACGACUCUGCCGUGGAGGGUGCUGAAGAUUGUUCAGAGGUUUGGCCAAAGAUCUGACUCGCCCAUGGUGAAGAAGGCCCUGUCAAUCUACGCCAUGCACUACGUCCUAACGCGGCACCUGUGCAUCACGCCGGCCUCUAUCCACGCGCUGCAGCACACGAAUCUGAUGCCGCGCAACGUGCCCUGGCUGACGCCGCGUGUGCUGAACCGGCAGAUCAAGUCGCUGCUGGACGAGCACCUCCUCAAGGAGAUGCAGGCCCUCUUUGAAGGCUUUGCCAGGUCGCUCAAGCCCAAGACGCGCGGCGAGUGGGCGCCCUGCCUCGCCGCGUUCCUGGUGCUCUGCCUCUUCAUGGAGACGGUCGAGGCGGCUGCCGACACGUUUGUCGUUGCGCAAAACCAAGUCGACGGCCUCGGCGGCAGCACGGCGGCGCGGCCGUCGCCCGAGUAUCAGCGCGACUUUGCCCUGCGCAUCUGCCGCGAGGUCGAGAAUAUGCCGUUCAAGCAGUUUGCCUACCAGUUCCACCAGAUUUAUCAGACGCACACCAAGGACAUUUCGACCAAGGCCUUUAACCCGCUAGUGGACGAUAGUUUUGUCGAGCAGGGCGACCUUGACAUGCCGGCGUCUGAGAUGGUGGCCAGUCUUAAGGAGUUGUUGCAAGGAGAUUCUUACUAUGAGCUGGAUUUCUUGGUCGCUGAUCCCAUUCUACCCAACGAGGGAACGCAUACCUUUCCUCGUGACGCCUCGUUGAAUUAUACUGGGCGUCUACUGGCGAGAUUUCUGCUGUCUUUUCUUGAUGAUAGAUACCUUUUCGAUGGUAGAUAUUGA